Messenger RNA from Centruroides sculpturatus (bark scorpion), 2022 nucleotides. Its product is annotated as tripartite motif-containing protein 2-like. Gene Ontology annotation, molecular function: protein binding. The record is from RefSeq and is a predicted model, not a curated record. NCBI's taxonomy places the organism in Eukaryota, Metazoa, Arthropoda, Arachnida, Scorpiones, Buthidae. Bases 164 to 1834 code for a protein of 556 amino acids. The transcript is spliced from 6 exons.
AUUUACAUGCCAAGUAAUUAAUAUUUUUAUAUCUUUGUAACAGUAUUAACACUUGAAUAAUUUACACUUUUCACGUGGUUUAUAAAACUAAUUACUGGCAAUAGUAUAAACCAUUAAAGUGCAGUUAUCUGGACGAAGCUACGUAACACCGUAAGCAUCCAUAAUGUUUAAUUUUACUGACUUUUUUACGGUUAAUAUGGAAGAAGAAUUGAAAGAGAACUCAUCAGACUUGAAAUGCAUUUCAAUAAGAGCAUCCAGUCGUAAUAAAAUAGUCAGAAUUGAAGGAAUUAAAGCCAUAUUGGAAAAGAACUACACGGUGGCAAAGAAUUCGAUAAUGGAAACAAUUGAUUUCAUCAGGGACGAGUUUCUGAAAGACUUGGACAAAGUUGUGCAAAGUAAAUUUGCUCUCCUUAACAAGAUGAAAGUUAAUUUGGAGGAACAAUCUGACAGUUUCGAGAGAGGUAUACUAGAAAAACACUUAGAUGACUUCCUAAUUUUAAAUUUCACCGUUAAUGAUGUCACUAAUACGAAGUAUUCUGUUGGAUACAUAAAGACUUCUCCUGUGUCACCCGAUUCAUUUAGACUUAUCAUAACUAAGAGCACGUACCACAUCGGUACGGAAUUAAAAAUCCUGGUGAAAGGUAAGAGAUUUUGGUAUCCCUUCCUAAUCCAUUCCUUGAGAAGUCGGGUAGAAGAUUCUGAUGGUAUGGAGAUUUCUUCAUCCGUAAAGGACUUAGAAAAUGGUUCUUAUGUGUUAGCCUUUUGUUUGAAUAAUUACGGGAAAUUCACAAUACACGUGACGUUAUACGGCAGAAAUAUAAUUAAUAGCCCAACCGUCAUCAACAUCAAAAGAAAAGAUGGGUACAGCAAAUGCUCUACAAUGAACCGUUACGAGAGAGAUGAGGAAUAUUACGAUUUAACAUUCGAAAUCUGCGAUAACAGCAGAAUAUUUUACUGUACAGAAGAAAGUCACGUAAACGAUUUAACCUAUGACGAAGAAAUUAAAGUAGAUAGUGUUACCGGGCACUUAGUAUGCACGAUAUCUCGAGAGAACGGUGUGAAUUUAAAGUUUCCAAUAGCCCUGGCCGUUAAUAGCAAUAAUGAAAUUGUCAUCUGCGAUACGGGAAACAAUAUAGUAUGGUUACUAGACGAGUUAGGAACACCGAAGAAUAUUGUUAUUGCUACAGGUUCUCGUAAGAUGGUACGACCCUCUGCUGUGGUGUUCGUGGAUGAAAGAAGCUUCGUAGUCAAAGACAAUUACGCUCUUCACCAUUUCGAUACAAAUGGUUACUUCAUCAAGAGUUUCGGGCACGAAGAGCUUAACAGAGCAUUCGGUUUAGUUCUAACGGAAGACGAAAAACUGGUUACGUUAAACGAUGCCACUGGCAAUUUGGCAAUUUUCAAUAAGCACGGACAGAUGGAAGAUUGCAGCAUCUUCGAACCUGUUAACAACAAACCGAAACACUCCAUGUGCCGUUUUAUGGCUUCGUAUAAGAACGAAUUGGUUGUAUCCGAUCUUGGCCUGAAUAAAGUAUACAAAACUUCACUUCAAGGAAAAACGAUUCAAAGUUUUGGAAAAUUUGGAAGAAUGCCCGGUGAAAUGCACGAGCCCACUGGUAUCGCCUUUGACUCCCUGGGUACAAUGAUAAUAGCUGAUAGUAUGAACGAUCGCAUACAGAUUUUCGAUUCCGAGUGCGAUUAUUUGGGUUUGGUUAAGUUAAGCAGACCCAUUCGUAGGCCAUCUGGCAUAACAUUAACCAAAGACGGUUGGUUGUAUGUUCUCAGUUUUCUCGAUCAUACGCUUUCUGUUUUUGAUUUAAAAUUACAAGAAUAAUUGAAUGCUUCUUUUUUUUCAAUAAGUUUCGAACGUUGCAUUUCUCGGCUUGCAUGGAAAAGCAUAGUUUUUCAUUUGCAAGUGGUCUUAAAUUUAUGUAAAUUUUGAACUUAACAAUACUUUUUUUUACGUUAUCAAGUUCCAAAAUGGAACUAUGAUUUGAUUGAUGGUGUUACUAACAUUUUUCG